CUUGAUUGUGCAACCGCGUUGAAUUCUUGGCCUCGCUGCUCGUUUCAACACGGGCGGCACAGUAAUACCUUAAAUUAACCUGGAGCACGCAAACAAGACAAGUGGCCUGCGUUGGCCUGCACUUUGCAACCCUGCCCGCAAUAGCCUACGCCCUACUAUCCUCCAAAGCAGUCUGCCAUGGUGUUCAGCUCGUGAAAUGACAUUGCGAGCUCUCAGACCAACCCUAGGCAGUAGUACUCCACAUCAGCAAUUAAUCGCGAAACCCAUCACCAAUGCGCGCCUCCGACUGCGCUGAUGACCUGUGUACGGCGCCAGGCUUCGCCCCCUCGACUCUCUCGACCGUCGUGUCCCUGUCGCCCUUCAUCCUGACCUUCGGCGCUGUCGCUGUUCUCGUUCACCAGAAGAUCUUCCCCCAGCUGUCGCGGGUGCAGAACUCGCGCGAUGGCGAAGACCACUUCCUGCCCUCCGAUGCGCCGCUGUCGCUGCAACAGGCCCAUGCGGAACACGGCUCGAAAUCGUUGCGCAGACGGGUAGCGGCCGCCGCAUUCUCAACGACUGUAGGAUUAGCUGCCGUGUUGGCGGAGUUGAUAUUGUGUGAGAUCUCCGAGCUGGUAAAUCCGCUUGCGCGCGCAACAGCCUUGAAGAUCACCGUGCCUACGCUGCUGUUCUUCCUCAUUUUGGUUAUCCCCUUCCUGGAAUUGCAGUCUGUGGUCGCUGGCUCGGGAUGGACGUUUCAACGUACCUCCAAGGGACGCAUUCCCAGAACUGCCUGGGUCCUCCAGUUUGCAGUUUUCGGACUGUGGCUGUUUGGGUUCUGGUCCCUCGGGAACCUCGUGCCUGUGGGCAGCGACGUCAUGCACCCCAGCGCGAAUAUGGCUCGCAGUACGACCGAGAGUUCAAGCGGACUUGCGCGGGCCUGUCUUGAGAGGAUAGGUGUUAUCGGCAUCUCGCUCAUGGCACUGCUAUCCGGCUUUGCGUCAGUCUCCUCGCCAUGGCACACCUUUGGGAGCCCGACAUCGCGACGACCUGUGACGGAUUCAGACAUUGCACGGAAGCAAGCAGGACUAGAUGCCACGAAUGAGAUGCUUCUUACCAAGCGCCAUCGUCUACAGACCCUUCAGCGCAAAAUCGCCGAGACGUCAGCUGCCGAGAAGCCUGGCCUAGUCACUAAAGUGUUCAGUUCAAUCCGCGGUGGCGGUGAUGCGGCUGAGAUCCGCGGACUACGACUUGAGAUCUCUGGCCUGGAAGCGAUGGAAGCCAACCUUGCGCACGCCGUUUCUACACUCCGCUCCCGGCAAGCAAAUUCUGCCAAGGCGGCGACACCUAUCGGCAAGCUCCUCCUCGUACCCACCUACGCCUUCAGUUUGUACUGCGUAUACCGCAUUUUUGCGACUACUUUCGCUACCUUCCGCCGUAUCUACUCACCUUCCGCCUCUUUUUCCUCCACGGACCCCAUCAACCGCUUGCUUGGCCUCCUCGCCAAGCAUUGGGACCCCAAGCUUGACCAGAUCGCCUGGGCUCGCCAGAUAUCCUUCCUCCUGUCCGGCGUGAUCCUCGCCGCAAGCGCAAACUCGGCCCUCCAGACUUUCCACCUCUUCGCUAAGUGGACGCCGGGCCUGCUUUACCAGGCGCAGGCGAACCUCGCAUUACUCAUUGGACAGAUCAGCGCUAUUUACGUCAUCUCUGCCGCUCUUCUGCUACGCAGCAAUCUGCCCAAGGAGGUCAGCAGCGCGGUCAGUGAUGCCCUGGAAAGCGCGCUAGAGCCGGGGUUCGUGGACAGGUGGUUUGAGGGCUGGUUUUUGCUUGCCAGCGUUGUUACCGCCGGUGGCAUCUAUAUUGGCCGGAAAAUCGGCGAAUGGGGUGAAGACUGGGAUGAUGCCGGCUUGGAAGAGAUGGGCCAGAAACGAUCGUGAUGGAUAAUGGUUUGGAGGUUGAGUGGGACGUAGUCACGGCAUUGAGCGGAGCUAGGAGUUCAGGCUGGUCUCGGUUGAUACAUUUUAGUAGUUUGCCUGUAAUAAGAUGUGCGCUCAGUCGACUACAGAAAUAUCAAUGAAGAAUGUUUUCAAAUUUAGAAAUAUUGUGACGG
Pseudomassariella vexata is the source of this 2086-nucleotide messenger RNA. RefSeq names its product Abscisic acid G-protein coupled receptor-domain-containing protein. The record is from RefSeq and is a predicted model, not a curated record. NCBI's taxonomy places the organism in Eukaryota, Fungi, Ascomycota, Sordariomycetes, Amphisphaeriales, Pseudomassariaceae. Bases 273 to 1913 code for a protein of 546 amino acids. Gene Ontology annotation, cellular component: membrane. The transcript has a single exon.